UGGCGUGGGGGGGGGUCCGCAGCGAAAACAAAGAUGGCGGCCGCGCCGGGGUUGGUGGCCGGGACGGCUGCGGGCCGACGCGCGGGCCAGGCCCACUGAGGCAGCGGCGCAGCGGGCAGGUUGCAGGGUCGCCGCGGCAGCGAGAAGCCGGCAGGGGCGCGCGGCGACCCUAACUUCCAGCCGGCGAGCGCGCCGGCACCCGCCCGCCGGGCCGGCCGGACGCGAUGUCCGGCGCCGAGGAGGCCGGCGGGGGUGGCCCGGCUGCGGGGCCCGCGGGUGCCGUGCCGGCCGGGGUCGGGGUAGGGGCCGGGCCUGGGGCUGCCGCGGGGCCGGCUGCGGCGGCUCUGGGCGAGGCGGCGGGGCCCGGGCUCCCGGACGAGGCGGGCCUGGCCGGCGCUCGGCAGCUGCAAGAGGCGGCCGGCGACCCUGACGCGCCGCCCAAGAAGCGGCUGCGGGCGGCCGAGGCGGCCGAGGCGGCGGCGGCGGCGGUGGCAGCGGGCAGCGGGAAGCUGGAGGAGCGGCUGUACUCGGUGCUGUGUUGCACCGUGUGCCUGGACCUGCCCAAGGCUUCCGUGUACCAGUGUACUAACGGUCACUUGAUGUGCGCUGGCUGUUUUAUCCACCUACUAGCAGAUGCCCGGCUGAAGGAGGAGCAGGCCACAUGUCCCAACUGUCGUUGUGAGAUCAGUAAGAGCCUCUGCUGCCGGAACCUGGCCGUGGAGAAAGCUGUGAGCGAACUGCCUUCAGAGUGUGGCUUCUGUCUGCGUCAGUUCCCUCGCUCCCUCCUAGAGAGGCACCAGAAAGAGGAAUGCCAGGACAGGGUGACACAGUGCAAGUACAAGCGUAUUGGCUGCCCGUGGCAUGGCCCUUUCCAUGAGCUGACAGUGCAUGAAGCUGCAUGUGCUCACCCAACCAAGACAGGCAAUGAGUUGAUGGAGAUCCUAGAUGAGAUGGAUCAGAGCCACCGCAAGGAGAUGCAACUCUACAACAGCAUCUUCAGCCUGCUCAGCUUUGAGAAGAUUGGCUACACAGAGGUUCAGUUCCGGCCUUAUCGCACUGAUGACUUCAUCACACGCCUGUACUAUGAAACACCACGGUUCACAGUACUGAACCAGACAUGGGUCCUGAAGGCUCGUGUGAAUGACUCGGAGCGCAACCCCAACCUGUCGUGCAAGCGCACACUUUCCUUCCAGCUACUCCUCAAGAGCAAGGUCACAGCGCCCCUGGAGUGUUCUUUUCUUCUGCUCAAGGGCCCAUAUGAUGAUGUGAGGAUCAGUCCUGUCAUCUACCACUUUGUCUUCACCAAUGAGAGCAACGAGACGGACUAUGUGCCGCUGCCCAUCAUCGACUCUGUGGAGUGCAACAAGCUGCUGGCUGCCAAGAACAUUAACCUGCGGCUCUUCCUGUUCCAAAUACAGAAGUAGGCUGGGCCCAGGACACCUGAGGAGCAGAAAGCUGCAGUCCAGUAGUGCUGUCCCACCCCUCCCUGGCUUGGCAGCAGCUUCACACAACUAUGAUCAUUUUAGCAAAGGAGGAGAACAAACAAAAUCAAACAUUGAGAAAGUCUGCAUGCGUGUGCAAUGGGGUCCCCGCCUCUGGCUCACCUUCCUCCCCUUUGCCUCCCACCUCCUGCAGGCAGCCAGAGGCUGGGCUGACCACAGUGGAAACAGUACUCUGGGCUCCUCAGGCACAGGUGGUGAGGAGGGCAAGAAGCCAACCACCCUUACCCCAGCUCCCAUCCUCUCAUCGAGGUGGCACGGUGGUUCUCUGGCCAGGCUCAGGGGCCCUGGCUGACUUCAGACAGCAUAUUUGAUUGCAAUUAAAAAGGCAGCCUUGUUUC
This is a messenger RNA of Microtus oregoni (creeping vole), 1840 nucleotides long. It is a transcript of the gene Zftraf1, whose product is annotated as cysteine and histidine rich 1. The coding region runs from base 225 to 1424 and encodes 399 amino acids. NCBI's taxonomy places the organism in Eukaryota, Metazoa, Chordata, Mammalia, Rodentia, Cricetidae. The transcript has 4 exons. The record is from RefSeq and is a predicted model, not a curated record. Gene Ontology annotation, molecular function: zinc ion binding. Gene Ontology annotation, cellular component: nucleus.